UUUAGCAACCCUAUUGACAACUCAAUCAAAUAUUAACCCUGUUUGGAUGUUGAGUUGGUCACAGUUGACAAAAGACACAUGGGCCCUAAGGGUAUACAUUUAAGCAUUGCCAUGGAUUGACAACAUACCUUGUCUUGGACACAGACACUGAACAGAUACUUCACUGAGAACUCACCACAGAAGACAUUAAGUAUUGUGUUCUCCUGAUGAUGAUCCAUCUACUGAUGGUGCAACUGCCUCAAUUUGUAAAAGCAUUACAAGAAAAUGGGUGUGCAGCAGCUCCAGUAGUUGCCACAACAUAUUUAAACAGUUUGGAGAGGCUGAGAAACACGUCUAGUUAUGUUGCCAGAAGAUGUAAGGAAAUAAGGGACAGAUAUGAUCAACAUGAAGAUGGGCUGUACUACCUGACUACAACCAGCGGGACGGUCUACCAGACCGUCUGCGACAUGACCACCACUGGCGGCGGCUGGACUCUUCUGGCGAGCGUGCACGAGAACAACAUGUAUGGGAAGUGCACGAUGGGCGACCGUUGGUCCAGCCAGCAAGGCAGCAACCCCAACUGGCCAGACGGAGAUGGGAACUGGGCCAACAGGGCCAGUUUUGGAACUGCAGAGGGCGCCACCUCGGACGACUUCAAGAAUCCUGGGUAUUAUGACAUUGUGGCAGAAGACAUGUCGGUGUGGCACGUUCCCAACAACUCCCCUAUGGAACACUGGAACCUAGCCGCCAUCCUCCGCUACCACACUGAGAGACGCUUCCUUGCAGAAGGGGGAAAUCUGCAUCAACUCUUUAAGCUCUACCCAGUGAGAUAUAAUGCUGGGGCAAGUGGGACCACAGGACUUGUCAUUCCAAUCGUGUACGACUUUGGGGAUAAAGAAACCACAAUAACAUUUUACGGACCCAACACAAGAAACCAGUUUGAGCCUGGCUUCAUCACUUUCAGGCCAAUAAAUAAUGUACAGACAGCCAUGGCUAUCUGCUCUGGGGUCAAACCAAGAAAUGGCAGCGACACUGAACAUUACUUUAUUGGUGGUGGUGGACAUUUCCCUGAGGCAGCGCCUCGUCAGUGUGGUGACUUCCCGGCCUUUGACUGGAAUGGCUAUGGAACCAACAGUGUAUCAAAGGAGAUUACUGAAGCAGCUGUGUUACUCUUCUACCAUUAAAAUUCUUCCUAUUGAUUAUCAAUGCAAUAUAUUACUCUAAUUCGAUUAUUUAAAAAAAAAA
Molecule: messenger RNA, 1224 nt
Organism: Coregonus clupeaformis (lake whitefish)
Lineage: Eukaryota; Metazoa; Chordata; Actinopteri; Salmoniformes; Salmonidae
Product: intelectin-like
Molecular function (GO): oligosaccharide binding
Source: RefSeq, a predicted model, not a curated record